Molecule: messenger RNA, 1287 nt
Organism: Schistosoma haematobium
Lineage: Eukaryota; Metazoa; Platyhelminthes; Trematoda; Strigeidida; Schistosomatidae
Gene: TMEM66
Product: Store-operated calcium entry-associated regulatory factor
Exons: 8
Coding region: 52-1071 (339 amino acids)
Biological process (GO): regulation of store-operated calcium entry
Cellular component (GO): endoplasmic reticulum membrane
Source: RefSeq, a predicted model, not a curated record
CAAGGACAAGUUAAGCGCGAAAGUUGUUACACGUCAUUUUAAGUUUCCACGAUGUUGUUCUCCCUAGUUUUUCUUUCUCUGUGCUUUUGUUUCUGUGAAGCCAAAUCAAAUCGCAUAUUGCUUCGAGAUGUAGAUGUCAUAACCUUAUAUCAUGAUAAAUUUGCCCAGUCAAGAAAAGGUUAUAGAUUACCCCAGCUUAAAUGUGUUGGUGGGAGUGGUUUCAAACAACCCCAGUAUUACCCCAAGGUUGUCCAGUGUUAUAAUCGUGGAUUCGAUGGUCGUGAUGUCCAAUGGGAAUGCAAAGCUGAACUAGAUAAGAGUGUCUCCUUUGGGGCCGUGAACGUUAACUGUGAAGGCUAUGACUACCCAGAGGACGAGUAUAUUGUUUAUGGCUCGUGCGCUCUGGAAUACGAAUUAAAUGUACGAGGUUCUACUCGGGAGAAAAUAAAUCACAGAACAUUUGAAAAGGUGUAUACACAUGCACAAAAUAACUCUGGCUACUUCAUAAUUAUUGGAUUGAUUGUAUUAGCUGCCAUAAUAUGGUAUUUUUGUAUUAGACCUUCUACAUUUCCAUGCGAGUAUAUCCCACCAACUGGAUUCGAUUUUUCACAAUCACAACAACGACCACCACCUCCGCCAUAUGAUGAGGCGAUUUUCGAUGAUCAUGAAGAUAAUUCUACAAGACGACGUCAAGCUCCAUCAGCCCCUCCAGAAUACGGUUGGACAUCGAAUGUUAUGGGUUCAUCACAAUCACGUUCUCGAUGGAAUUGGAAUAAAUCAAACGACCAGUCCAGUUCAUGGUUAUCUAAUGGGUUGGCUGCAGGUGCUGGAUUUCUUGGAGGUUAUUUUAUGGGAUCUAGAUCAAAUACCAAUCCUGGUAGUAGUUUCAGUGGUUGUUCACGAACUACUCCAAUUUAUACUGAAGAAGAAUCAUUUAUUCGAAGUGGAAAUAGUUUUUCAGAUUCACAUUAUAGUUCUUCAAAUACACAAUUUACACAUGAUCGUCGUUCACGAACUCUUUCAUCGGAAACUCAUAUAUCAUCGGGUUUUGGCGGCACAUCGCGUAGAUAAUUUUCUAACUAUAGAUGAUCAACCACAUUUACAUUUAUCAAUUAUCAUUCAUCGUCAUCAAGAUGUUCCUACAGUAUUCUUCUUUGAAUUAAUUUGGAUUUAGUUGUGUUCAUUCAUUAUUUUCUUCUAUUUUUUAUUAUUUCGAUAAUCAUUCACUUGUGUUCGGUAGGGGUUUUCCCUCUCCAGAUUUGAACUAAUCACUUUGUUAUCAUUAAA